GGAGAGAUGCGGGGAGUCGGAGGCCCGUUGCUCACCGUCAGCGAUCUCCUCAGCGACCUCGCCGUCGACGGAGCCGACGACCACCUCGACGGCGGGGGCGGAGACGCAUCUGUACCCUCAUCCCCGUUGGCAGUGCAGCAGGUGGAGGAGGCCGACCCGUCCCACCUCCAACGGCUCUUCGAGGAAGACUAUGACAAUUUGAUGAAGUCAUUACAGGAGAAUGACCCUUCAUGGCCCUCCUUGAUGCUGAAGUUGUGCACAGCGUUGAAGACCUCAGAUAAGCUGCUGAGCUGCGCGAAGGCGAAGGCGCAACAGCUGCUGGAGAAGGUGGAGGCCCUGGAGCAAGUGCUAGAGAAGGGAGAUCGCACGGUGGGAGCGAUUUUGGAGGGUCUCCAGAAUGCGCAACUUAAGGGUGAUAGCAGGACUUUGAAAUCAAAUGCACCUAGCAAGUAGUGUUGCGCUGUUGCAGCUGUUGUGUUUGGUUUAUGUAAACCAGGAGGGUUGUCACUGUCUUUUUGAGGUAAAAAGGGCUACGCGUUGGUAUCUUCAUGAGUUUGGACAGUGCGUGUAUGCUUUAUGUCUCGGCAUUGUUGGAAUUUCGGUGUUCCACUGUCAUAGAAUUGGUGAAACGACCCAUUUGCUUGUCA
Lolium rigidum is the source of this 647-nucleotide messenger RNA. RefSeq lists its product as uncharacterized. The transcript has 3 exons. The coding region runs from base 7 to 453 and encodes 148 amino acids. The record is from RefSeq and is a predicted model, not a curated record. NCBI's taxonomy places the organism in Eukaryota, Viridiplantae, Streptophyta, Magnoliopsida, Poales, Poaceae.